AUGUUUGGGUGGCGUGAAGCUAACUGCCCCCAAAAUCGGUACUCCGUCCGAUCCAUAUUACUUGCCGUCAAACGGAUGCAUCUAGGUGUAUUUAGUGCUAGAUGGAUCGGAGGAGUAGUUUGGUUGGAAAAAUAUUUCAAAAAAGGUGGCAAGUUGCUCCUCCUGCGCGGCCUCCCGCUCCCCGCCCGCGCCGCCGUCACCCUCCUUGCCGCAUCCUCCUCCUCCCCGCGCUACGCCCGCGCCAUCUUCGACAGCGUCCCCGCCGCCUCCGCCAACGUCUACCUCUGGACGGCAACCAUAUCCUCCUACGCCAAGCACGCCUCCUCCCCCGCGCUCGCCGCCGAGGCGUUCGCUCUGUUCCGGCUCAUGCUCCGGUCAGGCCCGCCACCCAACGCCUUCACCGUGAGCUCCGUGCUCAAGUCCCUCUCGACGCUCCGAGGGGUCUGCGAGGUGUGCCAGGUGCACGGGUUCUUGGUGAAGGCGGGCCUAGGCUCCUCCGUGCACGUGGGCUCUGCAUUGCUCGAUUCGUAUGGGAAUCUUGGCCUGGUGAGGGACGCAAGGAGGGUGUUCGAUGAAAUGCCUGCGAGGAACGUGGUGGUUGGAAACGCCAUGGUAGCAUGUUAUGCCAGAGCAGGGGAUGUGGAGGCUGCGCAGGAAAUGUUCGACGGUAUGGCGGAGAGGGACCUCAUCUCCUGGAACACGCUCAUGUCAGGGUACCUGCGGCAAGGCGAUGCUGGCGUCGCGAGGGGCCUGUUUGAUCAGAUGCCGCAGAGGAAUGUGCACAGCUGGAACAUGAUGGUCACCGCGUGUUCCCAGGCAGGGCUGUGGGCUGACUCAGUAGCGGUGUUCAAUCGGAUGCGGCUGGUGGGUUUCCACCCCGAUGCUGCAACAAUGGCCGUGUUGAUGUCCGCAUGCGCACAGCUAGGCUCCUUGUCAGUUGCAAGGCAGGUGCACGGACUUUUACACAAGGGCUGUGUCGAGAUGAACUGCCAUGUGCGGAAUUCUUUGAUCGACAUGUUUGCAAAGUGCGGUUGCAUUACUGAAGCUCGUUUCUUGUUUGGCGAGACACGUCUGAAGGAUGUGGUGUCUUACAAUGUGAUGGUCACUGCUCUUGCGCAACAUGGACAUGGCAAAGAUACACUGAAGCUUUUCAAUGACAUGAUUGAGGAAGGAUUGCGGCCUGAUGCAGUGACAUUUCUUGGCGUGAUAUCAGCUUGCGCACAUGCUGGGCUAGUGGACGAUGGAAAGCACUAUUUUGAGUCCAUGGGAACAACGUACGCAAUUCAGAAAUCUGCAGAUCAUUAUGCUUGCAUGGUGGAUCUCUAUGGCCGAGCUGGGCUUAUUGAAGAAGCACACUCCUUUGUGAAGGUAAUGCCGGUGAAGCCACAUGCAGGUGUCUGGGGAGCAUUGCUCAGUGCCUGCCGGAAGCAUUGCAAUGUUGAUGUAGGUGAGGUCGCCGCAAGAGAACUCGUCAGGAUCGAACCCAUGAAUGCUGGCAACUACGUUCUCCUUGCAAACACACUAGCUCGAAACCAGCGAUGGGAUUCGGUUGAGGAUGUACGACGACUGAUGAGGGGAAAUGUUGUUGAAAAAGAUAUAGGGCUCAGCUGGGUUGAAGUAGACACUGUUGUUCAUGAGUUCUUGACGGGGGAUUUCAGCCACCCCAGUUUUAAUCAAAUUUACAACAUUCUGGAGCAUCUGUAUCUGCAACCAACCUAA
This is a messenger RNA of Triticum turgidum subsp. durum (durum wheat), 1719 nucleotides long. Lineage: Eukaryota; Viridiplantae; Streptophyta; Magnoliopsida; Poales; Poaceae. The record is from the annotation of a GenBank genome assembly.